AUCUACUUUCUGUCUCUAUAGACUUGCCUAUUUGUGGACAUUUUAAACGGAAUCAUACAAUAAGUGUCUUUUGUGACUGUCUUCCUUUCACUCAUCAUAACUCAAUGCACUUUUAAAUUAUCUGACCUCCAUGUCUUGCCUCUGAAGAUCAAAUGUGACUCUUGCAUUCCUUAGUGAGUUUGAGGAUUGAGUAUAAUUUGCACGAGGCAAAAAUUAGAAACUAGUUAGAGCAAGUGGGCCUUUUCUCCACCGCGGAAGCUAGUGCGCUUGUUGAUGUUCAAAUACUCGAUUGCCUUAAGCACAAAGUAGGGAGCAACGUGUGUUCUUGUACCCCUAGAUUGAUUUGGGGAGCACUGCAAGUUAACAAAAAGAAGUGGAUUAGAGUACUGACCAAAUGUAGUUUAACAGCUACACUUUCCCUCCUUGUAAAACUGGUGAUUAUUUAACAUGAAUCGAUAUAAGUUGAGUAUUUAACAUAAAUCAAUAUAAACCUGUGUUUGGUGCUCAUGGGGGGGGGGGACCCUGGGGAGUAGAUCCCUUCAGGCUAAGCAAACAGGAGCCAAGCAGAAAGCAAAUUCUCCCUUCUGCCCUUUCCCCCUCUUCUCUCUACUGUUUGCUCAAAUGUUUGGGAGUGAAUUUAGGGCCCUCCCUCCAACUUAUGAUUUUAUAGCCAAUAGGUGAUGAGAUUUAUUUGCAUAUUUCCAGUCACAUAAGAAGCCGCGGAGUGGAAACAGUGUCAGACUCGAUUCUUACUCCUCCUCCUCCCCCUCCUCCUCCUCCGAGGAAAACUGCCACUUCUAGCCGCCCUGCCCUCCGGUUUAAAGCGCGACUUGCCCUGCGGCGCCCCGCGGCUCCGGCCCUCCCUCUGGCUGCUUCGGCUCCGCGGGUCCAUCGGUCGGUCCGCACCUGGCAGCUUCUGCAGAGAGACGCGCCCCAAGAUGAGCAAAGCCCUGUUCCUGGUGGCCGUAGGUGUGUGGCUCCAGAGUCUGACCGCCUCCCGAGGAGGGGUGGCCGCCGACGACCGAAGAAGAGAUUUUAUAGACAUUGAAAGUAAAUUUGCCCUAAGGACCCCUGAAGACACAGCUGAGGACACUUGCCACCUCAUUCCCGGAGUAGCAGAAUCUGUGGGCAACUGUCACUUCAACCACAGCAGCAAAACCUUUGUAGUGAUCCAUGGCUGGACGGUGACAGGCAUGUAUGAGAGCUGGGUGCCAAAGCUUGUGGCCGCCCUGUACAAGCGGGAACCAGACUCCAACGUCGUGGUGGUGGACUGGCUGUCCCGGGCUCAACACCAUUACCCGGUGUCUGCGGGCUACACCAAGCUGGUGGGAAAGGAUGUGGCCAGAUUUAUCAACUGGAUGGAGGAGGAAUUUAACUAUCCUCUGGACAACGUCCAUCUCUUGGGAUACAGCCUUGGAGCCCAUGCUGCUGGGAUCGCAGGGAGUCUGACCAACAAGAAGGUCAACAGAAUUACUGGCCUAGAUCCAGCAGGACCUAACUUCGAGUAUGCGGAAGCCCCCAGUCGCCUUUCUCCCGAUGACGCGCAUUUCGUGGACGUCUUACACACGUUCACCAGAGGGUCCCCUGGCCGCAGUAUUGGGAUCCAGAAACCAGUGGGGCAUGUCGACAUUUAUCCAAAUGGAGGCACUUUUCAACCGGGCUGCAACAUCGGGGAAGCCAUCCGUGUGAUCGCGCAGAAAGGACUCGGAGACGUGGACCAACUAGUGAAGUGCUCCCACGAGCGCUCCAUUCAUCUCUUCAUCGACUCCCUGUUGAAUGAAGAAAAUCCGAGCAAGGCCUACCGGUGCAGUUCAAAGGAAGCCUUCGAGAAAGGGCUGUGCCUGAGUUGCAGAAAGAACCGUUGCAAUAAUGUGGGCUAUGAGAUCAACAAGGUCAGAGCCAAAAGAAGCAGCAAAAUGUACCUGAAGACUCGCUCCCAGAUGCCUUACAAAGUAUUCCAUUACCAAGUAAAGAUUCACUUCUCUGGGACCGAAAGUGAAACGCACACCGACCAGGCCUUCGAGAUUUCUCUGUAUGGCACGGUGGCAGAGAGUGAGAACAUCGCUUUCACCCUGCCAGAAGUUUCCACGAAUAAGACAUACUCCUUCCUAAUUUACACAGAGGUUGAUAUUGGAGAACUGCUCAUGCUGAAGCUGAAAUGGAACAGCGAUUCAUACUUCAGCUGGUCAAACUGGUGGAGUAGCCCUGGCUUUGCUAUUGAGAAGAUCAGAGUAAAAGCAGGAGAGACACAAAAAAAGGUGAUCUUCUGUUCCAGGCAGAAAGUGUCUCAUUUGCAGAAAGGAAAGGCACCUGCAGUCUUUGUGAAGUGCCACGACAAGUCCCUGAAUAAAAAGUCUGGCUGAUACCGGGCAAAUCUACAGAAAGAAGAACAGCACAUGAAUUCUGUGAAGAAUGAAGUCAGUGAAAUAACGUUUUCAAAAGAUGCCAUGUGCUUCGGGUGUUUAAAAGUGGAUUUUCCUGAGUAUUAAUCCCAGCUGUAUCCUUGUUAGUUAUUUUAGGAGACAGACUCAAAAUACUAAAACGUGGCUAAUUCCAUUUGAGGAGAAUGGUGGCCAAACAGCACAUCCUCCGAUGUUAAAAGACGCAGAUAUGAAAAGCACUGCAUUUUGUCCUUUGAGAAAGAAAUAAUUGUUCGGGCCCAUAGGAAAGUAAGACUCCUUCAUGGGUUGUGUUUGGCCAUGGCCUAACAUUGCUUAGACCCUCCUGUUUUAAUUGGAAUUCUGGAUUUUCUGGACUGAGGCCUUCUCAAAGUUUUCUCCAAGUCUCGAUAUAGAAAAUUGUUUUCUGUGGCCUGAGUCAGACCCACCUUUCUUAGCAGUAGAAACGCCUGAGUUUUUGGAAUGAUUCUCCUCUAGCCUUUGGAAAUGUGGCCCAGGAGUUAACCAUGAACAUGUGACUGAGAGGGACAGAGAAUGGGCUCAUGAAGCACUGAGCCUUCAAACAGUCUCCGUUGUUGGCUUGCAUCAAGAUAAAAUUAAAGGAGAUAUACGAUUAAGAUCAAUUAAUUCUUUUUUUGAUCAAUUAUUUCUUAAUAGGCUUUACAGUUUAAUUAAUCUCUCUCUCCCCUCCUAUUUUUUUUUUUUUUGUCUCAAGAUUAUAUUUUAACAACGUUCUUUGGAUGGGUGUUGAAAAUGAGCCUGUAAUCCUCAGUGGACACAUCAUUUGAAUGGUGCAGAAAGAAAAUGAUAAUUUUAUUAUCAGUUUUUCAUCAAUUUGAUAUCCUUCCAUAUCCAAUAGUUACUAAUCCAUGUCAGGCUUAUCUUACUCAUGCUACAGUCAUACUUUGAGUGUGUGUCUUUUGCUUUGACAGGGAAAAAUGUGUUCAAGUUCAAAUUCUGUGUCACGCGAGCUCCUACAAAUUUCAGACAAAGCCCGUUUUUACUAAGUAAAAUGGAGAAGUUUUGGGGGUAUAUUCAUAAGCAGUGCUUUUCGACCAUCGUGUACAAGUAGCCACAUCAGUGCCGUGAGGGUUGCUAUGUGUUUAUUUUAACAACUAAUCAAGAAUGAGUGAACAAUUAUUUAUUAACUAGAUCUCCUAUGUUCAGAGUGCUUUUCUGUGUAUAAAAGUAUAAAAUGAUAAAGAAGUUAACUAUCUCAGAAGCUAUUGCUGGGAACCCAAACUGUGAACGUGUGUGGGUAUCUAUCUGAACACAUAAUCUUGCAGAAGGUGUGCAGUUAUAAUUCAGCAUGAUUUGGAAAGUAAAAGCAUCGAUCCAGGGAUGUAUCAGAACAUGUUGGAGUAGAAAUGGUUCCAUGUGUGCCAGAACUUCAGCCCUUUAUCUGAGAAAUACGGUCGUGUGUGUAUAACAUAGGACCAGUGCUUUGACUGACUCCAUCAGCCUUGGAAUGGAUUCUCCCUAAAAAUAAAAUGAUGUAAGAUAUGUCGUUGGCAGCCCCCUUUAUUGCUAGCUCAUCACUUUUCUGCAUUUGGGUUUUGACCUAGGUUGCAUUCACUUAAAAGAGUCACCAAAUCAGCACAUGGCACUGGGAACUCCGGCUUCUAAAGACUUUGCAAUAUAUAUAUAUAUAUAUCAAUGAUGCUUUGGCUUUACAGUUUAUUUAUUAGCUGUAAAUAUGUGUGGAUGUAUAAAGGGAGCUUGUACAUAAUGGGUGGUCAUUGUGGCUAUCUGCAUUUGCAGAUGUGUGGUGCUAAAUUUGUACAUGUUUCAUCAGUAAUGGUCUCGCUGGGCCAACUCACUCUUAUGAAAUAAUACAAUGAAAUGGGCUUUAACAAAGAACAAGAAAGAAACGUACUUAACUAUGUGAAGAAAUAAUGAAUCAGCUUUUAAUAAAAUUGACAACAUUUUAUUACAACACCAAGUCAUUAUUUCGUAUCAUUUUUAGUCCCCUAAAAAAAGCAAAUUUAUUCUCAUAAAUUUAUUUAUUAAUUUCUCAUUAAUUUAUCUCAUUAGUUCAUUAUCACAGAUUCAUUCAGCACAUUUCGACUGCACAACCACCAUACUUAGUAGAUGAUGUAGCUUCUGAGAAUUACAGUGCACAUUACAUUGUAUUUUUUCAUAUUUAUAUUUGUAUAAAGCUAUAGGAAGUCUUAAAUGUCCUUUAAACUAACUCUAGAGGAAUAUGAUAGAGAACUUUUGCUUGAAUAAAAUACACAGGACUUUU
Messenger RNA from Microcebus murinus (gray mouse lemur), 4644 nucleotides. It is a transcript of the gene LPL, whose product is annotated as lipoprotein lipase. The record is from RefSeq and is a predicted model, not a curated record. NCBI's taxonomy places the organism in Eukaryota, Metazoa, Chordata, Mammalia, Primates, Cheirogaleidae. Gene Ontology annotation, biological process: lipid catabolic process; very-low-density lipoprotein particle remodeling. Gene Ontology annotation, molecular function: apolipoprotein binding; lipoprotein lipase activity.